Biomphalaria glabrata is the source of this 1983-nucleotide messenger RNA. Its product is annotated as tRNA-specific adenosine deaminase 1-like. The record is from RefSeq and is a predicted model, not a curated record. The transcript has 11 exons. Lineage: Eukaryota; Metazoa; Mollusca; Gastropoda; Planorbidae. Gene Ontology annotation, biological process: RNA processing. The coding region runs from base 319 to 1938 and encodes 539 amino acids. Gene Ontology annotation, molecular function: adenosine deaminase activity; RNA binding.
AGAAUCUAGAUUAUUCUAGAUAGAAGUAUCUUAGUAUCUAUUAUACUAUCUAACGUACCAAUCUAGAUCUAGGAGGAAACCCCAAUCACUUGCAAUCAUAUAUUUGCCUAUUUUGUGUAUUGUAUUCUGUCAUCACUGCUCUGGUUUUGUAAAAUGUUAUUCUAGAUGACUAGAUCUAGUAAACUAAACUAAAGUAGUAGAUUUAAGUAGAUCUACAAAUAAUCUUCUAAACAUGUUUCGGCAGAACUGUUGUCAGUGUCAGUGUUGUUACUUCUUUCUUUUCUAGACUCUACCUGCUUUAAAUGUAGAUUUGUGAUCAUGAAAGAUUCAAGGAAAGAGACUGAUUCAGAUAUUAAUUUUAUCCUGGCCAAUAAAAUAGCACAAGAAGCUUUUAAUGCUUACAAAGAAUUACCUAAAAAAGGGAAACCUCAGCCAACUAAGGAAUGGACCUUGCUUGCAGCUGUUGUGAAGUCUGCCACUGGAACUACAAAAGAUGAAGUUCAGCUGGAAACAAUUGCUAUUGGAACUGGUUCUAAAUGCAUUGGAAAAUCUAAAAUGAGUCCUAAAGGUGAUAUACUGAAUGAUAGCCAUGCAGAGAUUUUGGCUAGAAGGGCUUUUUUAAGAUACUUGUAUGAUGAACUAGGCAAAGCCUAUGAAAAUAACUCAAGCAAAGUUGUUCAGCUGUCAGAUGUAGAUGGGCAUUGUCUUUGCUCAUUGAGACCAGGAGUGAAGUUUCAUUUCUUUACAAGUCAUACUCCAUGUGGUGACGCUUCAAUAUUUCCUAAGCAGUCAACACAAGAAAAAGAUAUUAAGAAACAUAAUUCAGAGAAUUUACAAUCAGCUUGCAAUGAAAAAAUAAACAUUCCCUCUUGUGAGUUGAUCAUAUCAGAACCUACUAAUGGAGAUCAGCAUGUACCAACACCACAUGUUCAUGACCACAGAGAAUCUCACCAUGAAGCAGAAACAGAAAUGUUGCCAGAAGAUUGCUAUCAAGUUAUUCAUUCAGAGACUGGGGAGAUGUGUGAAAGAAUAGGUCAUGGGUCCACUUGUUUUAGAUGCAAAGACAAAGAUGUGUCCCAACAGGAUCCAAGGUCAAGAAAAAGAAAAUAUGAAGAAAAUGAGGAAGAUGAUGACUUUGUUGGUCAGGUUUCUCUUGCUGACAUUUACAGAACUGGAGCCAAAUGUGUUCCCAAUGGUAAGCAGGAUGCCAUGGGUCCAGCAUCAAGUUAUCACACAAUAGGAGUCCUGCGAACCAAGCCUGGUCGAGGGGAGAGAACAGAAAGCAUGUCAUGCAGUGACAAACUCUUGAGAUGGAAUGUCUUGGGAUGUCAAGGGGCCUUAUUGUCUUUGUUUUUACAAGAGCCUAUUUACUUUUCUUCAAUAAUUGUGGGAAAAUGUCCUUACAACAAAGUUGCCAUGAAAAGAGCAGUCUACUCUAGAAUCUUACCAGUUUCAGAGCAAUUACAUCCACCAUAUAAAGUUCAUUUACCAGUGCUUUUACAAGCCACAGAUAAAGAGUUUGAGCACAGUAGAUAUCAAGUAAAAAUGUGUCAGCUUACAAUGUCAAGAAAGAUAGUUCCAUCUGCUUCAGCUGUUAUGUGGUGCAAAUCUCAUUCCUGUUGCCAUGAUGUUACAGUUAAUGGUAGACGUCAAGGUGUAGUGAAAGGAAGCAUCAAUUCACCCAAAGCAAGAAGCUUAUUUUGCAGUCAUUCCUUGUUCCAAUGCUUUCAUGAUCUUAUUAAUAAAAUAGAACCUGAAAAAUUACCACAGGCUUUAAGAUGUGACAAUUUAAAAAGCUUAAAUUACUGGGAGACCAAAAGUCUAGCAAAAGAUUAUCUUAAAAUAUGGUUAAAGUUAAAAGAAUCUGUGUUGAGUGCUUGGAUUUCAAAGUCUAGAGAGUUGUUACAAUUCAAUAUUGAUAAUGUUUUAUGUGCUUAAAGCUGAACUUUAUAUUAUUCUAUAAAUACAUUAUGCUAACCUAAA